Messenger RNA from Salmo salar (Atlantic salmon), 1548 nucleotides. The record is from RefSeq and is a predicted model, not a curated record. Lineage: Eukaryota; Metazoa; Chordata; Actinopteri; Salmoniformes; Salmonidae.
CCGCCCCAGAGAAAGCCAGUCGGAGUUGGAUCAGAGAUAAGACUUGUCUUCGACCAGCCGUUUCUAGACGCAUCCGUACAGGAGCCGGCAGUACAGCAGCUAACCCGCUCUUCCAUUUAAACAAGGACACUUUUUUGAUUAUUUAUUUAUUUAUUCAACCUGUCGUUCAGGUGGACUCUGGAUAGUCUGGCCGGUCGAGGCUGCCUCCCCUCACCUCACCCUUUCUACCGUGUAAAAAAGGAACUAAGCCAUGCACCCUCCCCCGUCGCUCCUCUCCCUCCUCCUCUUCCUCCACCUCCACCUCUCCCUGUACCCCAGUGCAUGCUGGUCCUCCAGGAUCAUCGUUGUCCCUCCCAUCAUGUUUGAGUCUCACCUCUACAUCUUCAAGACGCUGGCUACAGAACUACACCUCCAGGGACAUGAUACUUCCUUACUGCUGUCAGAAGGGCGACAGGUGCCCCCCUCCCCCCACUACACCUUCCAGCGUUACCCAGGCAUCUUCAACACCUCCACAGCCGACAGCUUCCUCCAAUCAAAAGUCAGCAAUAUCUUCUCCGGUCGUCUCACAGCGUUGGAACUCUUCGACAUUCUAGAUCACUACGCCCAGAACUGCGACGCCGUGGUGGGAAACAAAGAGGUCAUGACCCAACUCAAGGACGCCGACUUUGACCUUUUACUGGUCGACCCCAACGAGAUGUGUGGGUUCGUGAUCGCUCACAUCCUCGGCGUUCCCUACGCCGUCUUUUCCACGGGCCUGUGGUACCCGGCGGAGGUCGGCGCUCCCGCCCCUCUCUCGUACGUCCCAGAGUUCAACUCUCUCCUCACCGAUCGGAUGUCUCUAGUCCAGAGGAUUGUCAACACGGCGGUGUACCUGGUGUCCCGGUUCGGCGUUCAGUACCUGGUGUUACCGAAGUACGAGCGCAUCAUGAGGAAGCACGGCGUUGAGCCGCGGGUGGCCAUGCAGGACCUGGUUCAGGGGAGCAGGUUGUGGAUGUUGUCUACUGAUCUGGCCCUGGAGUUUCCCAGGCCCACUUUACCACAUGUUGUCUAUGUAGGAGGGAUACUGACCAAACCUGCCAGCCCAUUACCUCAGGACUAUGAAUCGUGGGUAAAUGACACGGCGGAGCACGGGUUCGUGGUGGUAUCGUUUGGCGCCGGGGUCAAAUACCUCUCAGAGGACAUCACUCACAAACUGGCUGGAGCCCUGGGCAGGCUGCCCCAACGCGUGGUCUGGAGAUACUGCAAUGGCCCCAACACCUUCCCUUCUAUCUCCAGAUACUGCAAUGGCCCCAACACCUUCCGUUCUAUCUCCAGAUACUGCAAUGGCCCCAACACCUUCCCUUCUAUCUCCAGAUACUGCAAUGGCCCCAACACCUUCCCUUCUAUCUCCAGUGUUAACAGGUUGAAUUAUAUACUGCAAUGGAUGUGGUGGUUAAUUUCUGUAUUAUCAAAUGAGGAGAGACAAACGUAUCACACAAGUUUUAAGAGUUUAUGCUUAAACAGAAUCUUUAUUAGUCAGAGCUCUCAGUCUUCCCUGUGGCUCAGUUG